AUGUCAGAAAUAUUCAAAAGGCUGUUUAUGUCUCACAGACCCGCCAACUCAAAGGUCUCCCAACUAGAAACCAGUCUCAAUCCGACAAUAACCCUAAAAAAACUGCGGAGCUAUACACCUUCUUUGGGAGACCUUUGCCAUUACGCCUUCCUUGGAAGCGUUUUGCUAUUCGUGCUGAUAGUCUACCCCGCGGCAUUAAUUUUGAAGCUCUCUGUUUACGUGCUUUUCGGAGUGUUAUUCCUUCUGCCUGCUACUUCUCAGUUCUUUUUUAACGCGUUGCCCAUAUUCACCUGGCUAGCAUUGUAUUUCACUUCUUCAACCUUUGAAGCUAAACAUAGACCUCCCAUAACCGUACAAGUGCUUCCUGCUAUCGAAACUAUUCUGUACGGUGACAACUUGAGUGACAUUCUGGCUGCUUCUUUGAACAAGCCUUUGGACAUAUUCGCAUGGCUGCCAUACGGAAUUUUCCACUUUGGAGCACCAUUUGUUGUGGCUAUAAUCCUAUUCCUUUGUGGUCCUCCCACCCUGCUACGGGGCUAUGCAUUUGCUUUCGGGUAUAUGAACCUUGCUGGAGUUAUUAUGCAGAACUUGUUACCAGCAGCUCCUCCUUGGUACAAAAUACAGUAUGGACUUACUCCCGCAAACUAUAAAAUGAAAGGCUCGCCUGGGGGACUGAAAAGAAUCGACGAAUACCUGGGCAUUAGCGUCUACACUGAGGGCUUCUCCAACUCUGCUGUGAUAUUUGGGGCACUUCCUUCCCUGCACUCCGGCUGCGCAACGAUGGAAGCCUUGUUUUUCUCUUAUGUGUUUCCCAAAUUGAAACCUCUAUUUAUCUUUUACGUUUGCUGGUUAUGGUGGUCAACAAUGUACCUUACACAUCAUUAUUUUGUGGACUUGAUGGCAGGAUCGGUACUAUCCUACACAAUCUUCCAGUAUACGAAAUAUUUUCACUUACCCCUGCCGGAGCCUUCCGUUUAUUCUCGUUGGUCAUAUGCCGAUAUCAAGAAGUUUAGUGUUUGGCAGGCCGACCCGCUGAACGGCGACGGAGGGGAUCUUGAAAAUUUGGCGGUUCCUUUAGCUGUUGAUACAGAUUUUGAACUGAACGUUAUGGAAAACAGUGAGCCUCCUUCAAUAUUUGAUCAAGAUAGAUCCGUGUCUCGGUCGUCUGCAACGUCUAACACAUCCGCCGAUGUACAAGAUGAUUUUGUUUCAGCGGCGAGGCCCGGCAAGCAACGCAUUGACUGA
Molecule: messenger RNA, 1245 nt
Organism: Lachancea thermotolerans CBS 6340
Lineage: Eukaryota; Fungi; Ascomycota; Saccharomycetes; Saccharomycetales; Saccharomycetaceae
Gene: AUR1
Product: inositol phosphorylceramide synthase
Exons: 1
Coding region: 1-1245 (414 amino acids)
Biological process (GO): sphingolipid biosynthetic process; inositol phosphoceramide metabolic process
Cellular component (GO): inositol phosphoceramide synthase complex
Molecular function (GO): inositol phosphoceramide synthase activity
Source: RefSeq, a predicted model, not a curated record